CUUCCUUGCCUUCAAAGUUAAAGCACCACAUUUGCAUGAGCGAACAUUGCACCAUCGCCACCAUAUUGUCUUACUCCCCCAACCUUUCCUCGCUCCUCUAUCGCACACUCUCCUCUCUAUCCACUAUGUCUCCCUCUCUCCUCCUCCUCCUCCUCUUCCUUGGCUUGUGGGUGACGUCCGCCACCGCCCGCUGCACCAUCACCACCUUCGCCAAGAGCUACAACAAGUGCGUCACUCUCCCCACUCAAGGAGCCUCCUUGGCGUGGACGUACCACCCCCUCAACGCCACGCUCGACCUCGCCUUCUCCGGCUCCUUCAUAUCCCCCUCCGGCUGGAUCGCAUGGGGCCUCAACCCCGACUCCCCCGCCAUGACCGGCGCCCACGCCCUCGUCGCCUUCUCCGAUCCCACCUCUGGCGGCCUCCUCCUCCUCCCCUUCGUCCUCGACCCCUCCGUCAAGCUCCAGCGCGCCCCGCUCCUGUCCCGCCCCUUCGGCCUCCACCUCCUCUCCUCCUCCGCCGUCCUCCGCGGCGCCCCAUCCGCCCGCGCCGGCGCCGAGGUCCAGAUCUUCGCCAUCCUCAAGCUCUCCCCCAACCGCACCCGCCUCCACCACGUGUGGAACCGCGGCCUCUACGUGCAGGGGUACUCGCCGACGAUCCACCCCACCGCACCCUCCGACCUCGCCUCCCGCGCCACCAUCGACAUUGCGUCCACCGCCAGCGAGGUGACCCCGCCGGCCCCGGACGCGCUCCCUUCGGCCCACGCCGCGCUGAACGCCGCGUCGUGGGGGUUCCUCCUCCCGGCGGGCGUCGCGGUGGCCCGCUACCUUAGGCAGCGCACGUCGCUUGGGCCGUCGUGGUUCUACGCGCACGCGGCGACCCAGAUCGUGGGGUUCCUGCUGGGAACAGCAGGCUUCGCGAUGGGGAUCAUCCUGGGGAGCCGGUCGCGGGGCGUGGAGUACGGGCUGCACCGGGGGCUGGGGGUGGCGGCGUUCGUGGCGGGUGGGCUGCAGUCGGCGGCGUUGCUGUUCCGGCCGAAGACGACGAACAGGUACCGCAAGUACUGGAAGUCGUACCACCACUUCGUGGGCUACGGCUGCGCGGUGCUGGGGGUGGUGAACGUGUUCCAGGGGAUGGAGGUGAUGGGGCUCGGUCGCUCCUACUGGAAGCUGGCUUACUGCUUGGCGCUGUCGACGUUGGUCGGCGUCUGCGUCGCGCUGGAGGUGAACUCGUGGGUGGUGUUCUGCAGGAAGGUGGAGGAGGAGAAGGCCGCGGUGACGAGGGAAGGUGGCGGUGGCGGCGUUGAAAGCCAUCAUCAGGUCGUCAAAGCCAAGGCAUGAUGGUGCUUUAGGAUUCGGAUUCCAAUAUAUAUAUAUAUAUAUAUAUAUAUAUAUAUAUAUAUAUAUAUAUCAAAUUUAUUUCAGUUGUUACGGCGGUACAUUUCGAUCGUGUUGUGUAGAUUUGGUUCUAUCCAACAACUGUUGAGCAGGCCAUCACUCAAUUGACUCGAUCGAACCAGUUCGAGAACCAAGUCGAAUUGAUAGUUUUGGGUUCAAAUUAUACAUUCGAGCUCGAUAGAUUAAGUCGGAUUAGGCGUUGUUAUUAUACUUAAGUAGCCUGCGGAGUUUAUUUUAUGUGGAAACUGUCUUUAAGAAAAGACUACACGUGCCAUCUGUAC
Messenger RNA from Musa acuminata AAA Group (dessert banana), 1675 nucleotides. Its product is annotated as cytochrome b561 and DOMON domain-containing protein At2g04850. Bases 36 to 1337 code for a protein of 433 amino acids. The record is from RefSeq and is a predicted model, not a curated record. NCBI's taxonomy places the organism in Eukaryota, Viridiplantae, Streptophyta, Magnoliopsida, Zingiberales, Musaceae. The transcript has a single exon.